Molecule: messenger RNA, 1432 nt
Organism: Sturnus vulgaris (Common starling)
Lineage: Eukaryota; Metazoa; Chordata; Aves; Passeriformes; Sturnidae
Source: RefSeq, a predicted model, not a curated record
AUGCUCUGGGGGGGUCUCCUCCUGCUCUGCCUGCUCCGCGGGGCGCUGGGCGCAGGACGCCCCCCCGGGAGCGAGGGACAGCGGGCUGGGGACACGUCCGAGGGGACCCGCAUCAGCCAGGACCUGGGGGGCGGCAGCCUGGCCAUCGACACCCUGCCGGACAACGGGACCCGCAUCGUGGAGGACAAUCACAGCUAUUACGUGUCGCGGGUCUACGGCCCGGGGGACGCGCGGCGCCGCGGGCUCUGGCUGGACCUGGCAGCGGCCAACGGGAGCCACGUCAAGAUCCACGGGAUCCUCUCCAACACACACCGGCAGGCAUCGAGAAUUGUUCUGUCCUUUGACUUCCCCUUCUACGGCCACCCCCUGCGGCAGGUGACCAUCGCCACGGGAGGUUUCAUCUUCGUGGGGGACGUCAUCCACCGCAUGCUCACGGCCACUCAGUACAUCGCCCCCCUGAUGGCCAACUUCAACCCCAGCUACUCCCGAAACUCCACCGUGCAGUACCUGGACAAUGGGACGGUGUUUGUGGUGCAGUGGGACAAGGUUUAUCUGCAGGGCAAGGAGGACAUCGGCAGCUUCACCUUCCAGGCUGCCCUGCACAGCAGUGGGAGAAUCGUCUUCGGAUACAAGGAGAUCCCGGUGCCGGUGCUGCAGAUCAGCCCCAGCCAGCACCCCGUGAAGGCCGGGCUGUCAGACGCCUUCAUGGUCCUCAACCCCUCUCCCGACGUGCCUGAGUCCCGGCGCAGGACAAUCUAUGAAUAUCACCGUGUGGAGCUGGACACCAGCAGGAUCACCAGCCUGUCUGCUGUGGAGUUCACCCCGCUGCCCACCUGCCUGCAGCACCAGAGCUGUGAGAUGUGUGUGAGCUCGGAGCUGACCUUCAACUGCAGCUGGUGUCACGUCCUGCAGAGAUCCUCCUCCUCAUCCUCCUCCCCCACGGCCUCGCUCUUCCUCGACAGCCUCACCACGGAAGAUGACACGAAGCUGAACCAGUUUGCAGGAGGAGAGGGCCCGGGGGGCAGCCCCUCCCCCCGCAGUGUCCCUGUCCCCACGGGCACCGUGGUGGCCGUCGUGGUGGCCGUGCUGCUGCUGGCCGGGAUGGGCCUGGCCGGGAUCUACAUCAGUGGCCACCCCACGUCCAGUGCUGGCCUCUUCUUCAUGGAGCGCCGCCCGCUCCGCUGGCCCGCCAUGAAAUUCCGGAACCGCUCCAACCGCGGCUCCUACGCCGAGGUGGAGGCGGCCAGCCAGGAAAAAGAGGGAUUUGUGGAGGCUGAGCAGUGCUGAGCGAAAAUCCAGAGGAAAUCCCAAAGAAUCCCGAGGAAAAUCCAAGGAAAAACCCAGUGAAUCCUGAGGAAUCUCAAGGCAAACCCAAGAAAUCCCAAGGAGUCCGGAGGAAUCCUGAAGAAUCUCAAGGAAUCCCAAGGAAUCC